UUUGCUGUUUCCUUGGGACCAGAAGAGAGGUAAUAUGAAGUUCCAUACAAUGAUUGCUGUCUUUUUGGUAAUGCUCUUUACUCCAUCCCUGGCAGAGAAGGACCAGACUCCGUUCCCUAAUGUAACCCAUGAGGACCACAGCACCAAUGUCAAUAUCCAUGGCAGCAUCAUUCUCAUCCAUGACACUAAUCCUUGGAGUGAAUGGGAUGGCAUCUUGGAUUACAACCGUGGUUAUCUGGCCGCCAAACUGUACAGUAAGAAGGCCUGUGCGCUAACCAGGAUGGACAAGGGUAUCUUCCCCAGUUUGGAAAUGCUCCACAGAGCUCUGGAUAAGCAGUUACCUAGGAAUUAUGACUCCUCACAAGGUCUCACCUACAUCAUUUUACCCACCCGAGUUAAGAAUGUUGCUCAGUAUGGAAAGAGUAUCAGUGAUCUGUGUAGAGGGGUUCCUACGUACUUUGCUCAGCAACACAUUGAGGGCACUGCCCUGGCACUGGAUCCCCAAUCUUGCUUUAAAGCACGAAUUUUUGCAAACACAUACAGUUUCGGCAUUUCCAUCUGUGGAGAGAUUCCAGGUCUCUGA
This is a messenger RNA of Trichosurus vulpecula (common brushtail), 583 nucleotides long. Its product is annotated as gastrokine-3-like. The transcript is spliced from 6 exons. NCBI's taxonomy places the organism in Eukaryota, Metazoa, Chordata, Mammalia, Diprotodontia, Phalangeridae. The record is from RefSeq and is a predicted model, not a curated record. The coding region runs from base 35 to 583 and encodes 182 amino acids. Gene Ontology annotation, biological process: regulation of cell population proliferation.